GCCCCAGCAAUGUGGAGAGGCCUGGGGCUGGCCCUGGCUCUUUGUCUCCUCCCCACGGGAGGAACAGAGAGCCAGGGGCAGAGCUCCUUUUGUAAGCAACCUCCAGCCUGGAGCAUAAAGGAUCAAGACCCCAUGCUGAACUCCUAUGGUUCAGUGACGGUGGUUGCCCUUCUUCAAGCCAGCUGAUACCUGUGCAUACUGCAGGCAUCUAGAUUGGAAGACCUGCGAGUAAAACUGGAGAAAGAAGGAUAUUCGAACAUCUCUUACGUUGUUGUUAAUCAUCAAGGAAUCUCUUCUCGAUUAAAAUAUGUACAUCUUAAAAAUAAGGUUUCAGAGCAUAUUCCUGUUUACCAACAAGAAGAAAACCAAACAGAUGUCUGGACUCUCUUAAAUGGAAAGAAAGAUGACUUCCUCAUAUAUGACAGAUGUGGCCGCCUUGUAUAUCAUCUUGGUUUGCCUUAUUCCUUCCUAACUUUCUCAUAUGUAGAAGACUCCAUUAAGACUGUUUACUGUGAAAGUAAAUGUGGAAACUGCUCUCUCAAGACACUGGAAGAUGAAGGCUUCUGUAAAGAUGUAUCUUUGGCUACUGCGGAAAAAACCACCGAGGCUCCACAGCCCCAUCACCAUCACCAUCACCAUCACCAUCAUCAUCACCAUCUUGAGAACGGUCAUCUUUCAGAGUAUCCAAAACCAGAAGCACCAGAUAACCCUGAGCAUCCCCCUCCUUCAGGUCUUCAUCACCACCAUAGGCACAGGGGUCACCAAAGACAGGGUCACUCAGAGAACUGAGAUACAUUACAAAUUUCUCUUCCACAAAAGAAGCUCUGACGAAGUGGAUGCAUAAAUCAGUUACUCUGAAAAUUUCCCAAAGAUUCAGAAUCAGCUCUGAGUAGCUGAUGCUGACACUGCCGACAUCUGAUAUUUGAAAAAACAGGGUCUGCAGUCACCUGACAGUGUAAAGAAAACCUCCCCUCUCUAUGUAGCUGACAGGGCCUUCUGGCAGAGGAGCACGUCACUGAAUCUUGACAGUGACGUUUGCCUCCAGCUGCCUGCCAGGCAAGUCAGCAGCCCAACCCUACAGAAGCCAGCACCAAAUGAAGCUGAAAAAAGAAGGCAGAAAUGUGAAAAUGACCUUCAAAUUAA
Messenger RNA from Lipotes vexillifer (Yangtze River dolphin), 1143 nucleotides. It is a transcript of the gene SELENOP, whose product is annotated as selenoprotein P. NCBI's taxonomy places the organism in Eukaryota, Metazoa, Chordata, Mammalia, Artiodactyla, Lipotidae. The transcript is spliced from 4 exons. The record is from RefSeq and is a predicted model, not a curated record. Gene Ontology annotation, cellular component: extracellular region. Gene Ontology annotation, biological process: selenium compound metabolic process. Gene Ontology annotation, molecular function: selenium binding.